Abrus precatorius (Indian licorice) is the source of this 465-nucleotide messenger RNA. RefSeq lists its product as uncharacterized. The record is from RefSeq and is a predicted model, not a curated record. The transcript has a single exon. NCBI's taxonomy places the organism in Eukaryota, Viridiplantae, Streptophyta, Magnoliopsida, Fabales, Fabaceae. Bases 1 to 465 code for a protein of 154 amino acids.
AUGGAGAAAUUGGUGCCACUAACUGAAGAGUGCAGUGCCAUAUUGCAGAGAAAACUACCUCAAAAGUUGAAAGAUCCAGGGUCAUUCAGCAUACCUUGCUCCAUUGGAAAUUGUACAGUUGCAAAAACUUUGUGUGAUUUGGGAGCCAGCAUAAAUUUGAUGCCUUUAGCCAUUAUGAAGAAGCUGGGAAUUAAGGAGAUGAAGCCGACUGGGAUUACAUUACAAUUGGCUGACAGAUCAUAUACAUAUCCUUAUAGAGUAGUUGAAGAUCUUUUAGUCAAAGUGGACAAAUUUAUAUUCCCUGCAGACUUUGUUAUACUAGAUAUGGAGGUUGAUGCUGAUAUCCCUCUUAUUCUAGGAAGACCAUUCUUAGCAAUAGGGAGAGCCUUGAUAGAUGUGCAAAAAGGUGAAUUGAUGUUGAGAGUACAAGAAGAAAAAUCAUUUUUAACGUAUUUGAGGCCAUAA